Molecule: messenger RNA, 1280 nt
Organism: Drosophila hydei
Lineage: Eukaryota; Metazoa; Arthropoda; Insecta; Diptera; Drosophilidae
Product: protein 5NUC-like
Exons: 5
Coding region: 106-1251 (381 amino acids)
Biological process (GO): AMP catabolic process
Cellular component (GO): plasma membrane
Molecular function (GO): hydrolase activity
Source: RefSeq, a predicted model, not a curated record
UGUUUUCUAAAAUUUGGAAAACUUAGCAACAUUUUAUUAAUAGCUCUAAUAUCAUGUUUACAUCUAAUAUCAAAAAAAUAAUAGCGCGUAUAUUAAGUUACUUCCAUGAAUUGCUUAGCAGUGCCGUGUAUCGUAAUACUGUCGACAUUAUUAUCCACACAUGUCCAUUGCUUUAGUUUCACACUCCUACACAACAAUGAUAUGCACGCCCGAUACGAUCCAGUUACAAACAGCUGUGGGAAGUGUCCCCAAGGUGACGAUGAGAGGGGCUUAUGCUUUGGAGGAUUCGCUAGGAUAGCUACAGUUGUGACUACUGCCCGCGCCAAGGGUUCAACGAUUUAUCUUAAUGCAGGCGAUACUUUCUCCGGCACCAAUUGGCAUCGAGUUUUUGGGGGAGAUUUGGCAGCUGAGCUUUUGAAUUUACUAAAGCCCGAUGCGGUGUCGAUUGGCAAUCACGAAUUGGAUGAGGACCUGCCUGGAUUUAUACCUUACCUUAAGAGAGCAAACUUUCCCAUUGUUUGCUGUAAUUUGAAUUUGCGUAUGACUCCAGAGCUGAACAAUUUUAGAAGUUUGGUUCGCUCAACGAUCAUCAGGAAGUUUAAACAGAAUAUUGGCAUUAUUGGUUAUAUAACCCCAAAUACAAAAUAUUACGUGCCUUACAAUUCCAUUGGCUACUUCGCUGAGAUACCCUCCAUAAACAUCGAGGCGAGGAAGCUACGCAGUCAAGGCGUUAAUAUAAUAAUUGCUCUUGGCCAUUCCGGCUUUGAAAUGGAUAAGAUAAUCGCAUUGCGCUGCACUGAUGUUGAUGUUGUCAUCGGUGGCCAUUCGCAUACUUUUCUAUACACGGGCAGCCCACCGGAUAUAGAGAAACCAGAGGGUAACUACCCCACAAUUGUGACCAAGCCAAAUGGUCAUCAAGUGCCAGUUCUCCAAGCUUAUGCGUUUACCAAAUAUAUGGGUGUAAUCAAUUUAGUGUUUGACGAUUAUGGGAAUCUAAUAAAUUUCAGUGGUAAACCCAUAUUGUUGGACAAAUCGAUUCCGCAACAAGCCGAUAUUAUGGGCAUAUUGGCAUCAAAGAGAUCGCGAGUUGAUUCUAUGGAUAUGAAAGAGGCCGAAGACAGGAAAUCGGCAACCAGAACCGAAAUGAUCCCAAGAAACUCUACAGAUUAUGAUUAUAUAGCUAACAUUAUACACGUUGCUGUUUUCUUGCUGUUAAUAAUUCUCUUAGUAUGCAACGAUCGACAUGCCUAGCAACUGCUUUUUCAUACCCUGUUGUACCA